UUGACGAAUUCACAAAACAGCCAAUUUUUUGUAAAUUCAAUUUGUUAUUACGAUUGAAACGAUAUAAUAAUAAACUAUGUCGUAGAAUUUUAAUAAAGUCUUGUUGUCGUGUUAAAAUCAAAUUACCAGAUGCUUAUUCGAAAAUGUAUUUCCCUAUAGGAUGGCCUAAAGUUUUACAAAACUUGGGUAAUGAUGCUCAGUUUAAGCAAAUCGUAUCAAAUAGGGACAAAAUCUUAUUCGCCUCUCUUAGCGAAGAUUGCUUUGUUGUCUGGUUUUGCAAGCCAAGUGUUCCAAUAGUAUAUCACAAGAGGAGUGUAGAAUCUCUGCAGAGGCUGGGUGUCAAUAUUGGCAUAGAAUGGAAGCCAGAUUCAUCAAUGAUAUGCAUUUCUACAUCAGAAGGUCAUUUAAUCUUGUACAAUGUGGAAGCGCAGAGUGAUCAAACUGCGUAUCAGCAAUGUGACCCACCCAUGGCUAGUCUCAGAAGGGAUUCAGCGGAACUCUUUGUUAAAGAAGUCAUACCUUCACUUAAAAUCACUCUGUUCAAAGAAAUAUUAGUAUGGGAUGGGCAGAUAACUCGUAUGUGCUGUAUAUCGGGCACAGAGAUACUAGUGUGUACGACGCGCGCUCACCUGCUGCGCUACCGAUGGGACGGCUCGCAAAACCGGGACUACUGCCUCGACCUAGGCCGCAUACCAUUCUCCAUCAACCAGCAAGUUUCCAAAGCGGAGCCGAUAUUGGAGGACAAUACUCAUGUGAAUGAUAUCGAAUAUUCUCCACUAGUUUGUGGAUUUGGCAUUACGCUAAACGAUGGAAGGGCAGCCUACCUCACCGCACCCAACCUCAAGUUCGACCCUAAUGCAGUUCAAGGCAUUUGGGCGCAGGGCAUCGACGAUGCGACUUGCGUUCGUGUCAACCAUAAAUUCCGGCUUAUCGCCAUCGGUAGGAAAAAUUCUCAAGUGGACGUGUUCACGAUAGACGAAGUGACGGGCGGUUUGGAGCUGUCACACACCAUGGCGCUUAGUUCUAAGGAUUUUCCUGGCGAUCCCGGUCCAGUUAAGUGUUUGAGGUGGACGGGCGACGGUCGAGCAGUAGCUGUUAGUUGGGAAGGAGGAGGUGUGUCAGUGUGGAGCACUUUUGGCGCCUUGCUAAUGUGUUCACUCGCUUGGGACUACGGUCUCAGCCAGGAUUUGGCGCGACACAAUCCGCUUGUUGUCUGCAGUAUGGAAUGGGCCACAGAAGGAUACCAGUUGUGGAUGGUCAAAAUAGAAGAAGAUUUAAAGUCAAAUUUAAUUCAAAUGGACUUUGUCAAGAGUCCCCUCAGUGUCAACCCUGGAAUGAGUAACCAAAGGCACUUAUACCUUCAAGCGGACGACAAACUCUACGUAAACCUUGACGACAAUCUCACUCGACGGACGAAGAUGUCCAUCAUCGACUCUUCAUCUGACACGUACCAAGAGAACGGCUCAGAGCAGCCGGUGGAGUACGACAGUAGCGCCAAGUAUCAGGAGUUUGUGGACGACAACGAGUGCAGGAAGCAGUGGGUUGUGCUGCAGCUGCCUGCUACGUAUAUUGCCAGCAAUUGGCCUUUACGAUUCAGUGCGGUUGACCCGAGUGGGCAGCACGUUUGCGUGGCCGGCCGUGCGGGCCUCGCGCACUACAGCUGCGCCGCGCGGCGCUGGAAACUCUUCGGCAACGAGGCUCAUGAGCGGGACUUUGUGGUGACGGCCGGCGCGCUGUGGUGGCGCGACUACAUCGUUGUUGGUUGCUACAGUAUCAUCGAAGGUCAUGAUGAGAUUCGCUUCUAUCCGCGAGACGCGAAACUGGACAACCGUUUCGCGAAGAUCGUUCGCGUGCAAGCACAGGUGUUUGUGUUGGACAUAUUGGACGAUCAACUCGUGGUCUUCGGUGCUGACGCUCUCGUCACUAUCUACGAGCUGAAUAGGAUUGAUAAUAAUGGCAACAUCGAAGUACGCUGCGUGCAAGCGGUGGACAUAUCAGCGUUGUCGCACCCCGCGUGCGUGGUGUCGGCUUCACUAUGUCGCCUGCAAGACCCCUCCCCGUCUCACCUCGCACGCACCGAUCCCCCGCCCGCGCCGCACUCACUAGUAAUUAAUGCAAGCGGCAAACUAAUGAUGGUGCAAAGGGAAGAAUAUGACGUCGAUGAAGACAAUAAUCCGGCCUACAGCUGUCUACCAGCCACAGUCCUAGCAUCAUGCGUGGAAAGCGUCUGGUCAGGCUGUGGCAACGGCACUCAGACACAGCUAUCCCGAGCGCUCUGGCUAUGGUGCGGGGCGUUGGGUGCUCGCGUGUGGUUACCCCUGAUACCGCGGGAGGCGACGCGUCGGACCGAUCCUUCGCGACACACCUUCAUGGCGAAACGGAUCAUGCUGCCUUUCCACCUCGAUAUUUACCCACUGACAAUUCUCUUCGAUGACGCAAUUCUUCUUGGAGUGGAGAACGACACAACGUUAUAUGCGUCGGAUUCAAAUUCGGUGUUUUCACUUCCAUUUUGCGUCAUAAAUAGAACGAGCCAAGUGUACCUACACCAAAUAUUGCGUCAAUUACUACGCCGCAAUCUUGGAUACCACGCGUGGGAAAUCGCGCGGUCGUGUUCCCAGCUGCCAUACUUCCCACAUUCUUUGGAACUGCUGUUGCACGAGGUUUUGGAGGAAGAGGCGACAAGCAAAGAGCCCAUACCAGACGCUCAGCUACCGAGUGUGAUCGAGUUUGUGCAUGAGUUUCCUGUUUAUUUGAAGACGGUAGUCCAGUGUGCGCGUAAAACUGAGAUAGCUCUAUGGGCGUACCUGUUCUCCGCGGCCGGAAAGCCUAAAGAAUUGUUUCAGGAGUGUCUACAGAGAAAGAUGCUCGACACCGCCGCUUCUUAUCUUAUCAUUCUACAGAAUCUGGAAAGUUCUACAGUAAGCAGACAGCUAGCGACGCAGUUGUUAGACACAGCACUGCAACAGGAACGCUGGGACCUAGCCAGAGAUCUCGUACGCUUCCUAAGGGCCAUUGAUCCAAACGACGUGGAUUCGCCCCGAAAUUCAGUGAACGUCCAACAGAAGUACGGGCAAGUUGUGCAGUCACAAACCGUCAGUCCGAAUGCCGAAGAUUUGUCGGUCAUACUCGGGAGUAUGCAGUUGGCCGGCGGACGUGGUCGCAGCUUCAGCACCACGGCGGCGCCGCGGGAGCCCUCCCCGCCCGCCGGCGCCACGCCCGCGCCCGCACCGCGCCGCACGGCCGCUGCUACCGCGGCUGUCAAGAGAAAAAAGUCCGUGCCUGCGAGAAGUGACAGGGAAUCAUACAACGGCACAGCAGAAGAAUUCUUCAUAGACAUGAUGAUCCAAAGACACGCCCGUCUCCUCCUAUCUACCGCGCGGUUGGUAGCCCUGGGUCGAUUGGCCGCAGCCUUGGACCUGCAUCUAGUAGCGUGGCUGGCGGGCGAAAGGGAACGCGCCGCUAGGGUUGACAAUGCUGUGUUGUGUUUGAAGAGGCUACAUGAAGACUUCAACUGGCCGUAUCCUGCGUUGACUGAGGAGCAACAUGCGCAGAGGAAAAGUAGUGUUGUGCCAAUGCCAUAUACUGGAAACGCAGAAUCAGACAGUCAAUGCGGAGACAGCGGCUACGUUUCGUUGUCUCUCCGAGCCGUCUUACCCUUAGCAGCGGGGGCGCCACUCUCGCCGGCACCUUUGAGUUCGGUCGGUGAGGGAAGUGUGGCAGAAGGCGGUGGAGUCGCGUGGGGAGGUGCUUUGGCCGACGGCGACACGGCUGCGGAUGCGGGCGAAGAGAGGAGAUACGCCGCUCUUAUGGAGCGUCUGCAUCAUCACCAGGCCGAAAGGGGAGACCACACUGCGCAUGUGCAGCUCAGAUACUAUUUGCAAUUGAUGACGGAAGCAAGCUGCGUGGAAUGGGCGUUAGUUGUAGCAGUGGUAUUACGAGAUGCCUUGGCGGUGUUGAGAUGCGCGAACGCGGCGCGCGGACCGGACGUCAGCUUGCAAGCCGCGAAAAGACUUCGCACCGCUUUAAUUGAUCUUCACGCUUGGACGGAUGUUGAAUGCCUCGGUUACAAGCCAUUCAUGUUAGCGAUCAGCAACCAGAUACCGUUCCUAACUUCAAUAAUAAACGCCCGAGAGCGCCGCGUUUCCAUGGCAACGGCCCGAGCGCGCACGGCCAGUACCAGCUCGCUCACGGAACCGAAACAAACUCCGCAAGAACCGAGGUUGCCUGCGCCGCAAAAGGCUCAAGAGGUAUCAAAACAAUCGGUAAGAAAGGAUUCUCCCAUAACAAUGCCCGAAGUUCAAACAGAAGUCUUACCCGUCAGGCCUGCCUUACCGUCCCGAGAGGAAACCGCGUCUAACUGUGCCAUAAUGUAGGCUUUUAUAAAAUUGAAUAUCAAUUGAAUAUUAGAAUCGGUUAAACUGUUGGGCCGUGAAAAGGUAGCAGACAGACAGACAGACAGACAGACUUAUAAUAUUAGUAUGGAUUGAGUUAUUACACAGAUAAAAUGAUAAUUAUUAAAAAUAAUUUUAUAAAUUCUAACUAUUAAAAAGUGAAACUUUUUAAUAUUCUUUAAUACCUCUGGUGUACGAUUAUAUUCUUUACUUUUCCUUUUAAUAACAGCUUUUAAUUUAUAUAAUAAAAAGGAUAUUUUCUACAAUACGUUUGUCAGUAUGUCUAGUCUUCUAUUUUGUUAGUUCUAUUUCUUUAUACAAUUUAUAUGAUUUAUUACGAAAUAGUGAUUAAUAUUAAUUAAUCAAUUUUUAACAAUUUCGUAAUUAUUAUUUAUU
This is a messenger RNA of Maniola jurtina (meadow brown), 4787 nucleotides long. RefSeq names its product guanine nucleotide exchange factor subunit Rich (gene Rich). The transcript has 27 exons. Gene Ontology annotation, cellular component: Golgi membrane; cytosol; Ric1-Rgp1 guanyl-nucleotide exchange factor complex. Gene Ontology annotation, biological process: intracellular protein transport; retrograde transport, endosome to Golgi. The record is from RefSeq and is a predicted model, not a curated record. Gene Ontology annotation, molecular function: protein binding. Bases 144 to 4373 code for a protein of 1409 amino acids. Lineage: Eukaryota; Metazoa; Arthropoda; Insecta; Lepidoptera; Nymphalidae.